Perkinsus marinus ATCC 50983 is the source of this 1458-nucleotide messenger RNA. RefSeq lists its product as hypothetical. The record is from RefSeq and is a predicted model, not a curated record. The coding region runs from base 1 to 1458 and encodes 485 amino acids. Lineage: Eukaryota; Perkinsozoa; Perkinsida; Perkinsidae. The transcript has 4 exons.
AUGUAUCGAGAAGGGAAAGUGGAACUUAUUUCGGCUGCCGACGCCAUCAUCAUUUUGGAGACAGUUCUGGUGGAUAAGCUGGCCACAGAUGCAGAUCUCAAGAAGAGAUAUAGGGUGACUGUGGAUGCUCGCCCGGUUAACAAUCUACAACUCACCGUCGCCGGUAACAAAUUCCAAUGGGUACCACGCUCAGUAUCAUCUGGUAUGCCGAAAGCUGACCUAGAAAGUCCGAACCAACAUCAACAAGGACCUAUCGAUAUUCUCAACAAUUGGCCGAGUUUUGCCACUACCUUCUACGGUCGCCUGGACCUGAGCGAUGCCUUCUACAGCAUCUCCAUUCCCGAGCGCGUUCGGUCUCUAUUCUGUUUCCGUACUACAUGCACUGUCAUGGACGACACUGGCAAUCUUAAUUCUCUUGGCGACUCCUUUCUCUGGCGACUGUGUAGACUUCCUCAGGGUUGGACCUACCCUCCUCUCAUUUUUACCCGUGCCUUAUCUCAUCUCCUAUACUUAUUCAGGGCACAGUGUAAAUUACGAGUCCACAUCGACCACUACCAAGACGACCUUUUACUUGGUGCCGCCGAUGAGAAGACUCUCAACCAAUGCAUUGAGGACCUCUCCGACUUCCUCGAAGGCUAUGGUUUCGUCGUGAACCGCCAGAAAUCAACCUAUGCUACUAAGUCAUUACGUUUUUGUGGAUAUGUGCUCGACGGUCCUACGUACAAACCAGAAGGUUCUCAACAAGAACUCGUCAAGGGGCUUGCGGAGUCAGCAUUACAUGAAUUCUUCCACUACAAGCGUAACAUUCCCCUUCGCCAACUCAAGUGGUUGAGAUCGUGGGCGGGGAAAUUCCAAUAUUAUCGUGGAUGGUUGGCUCCGGAAGGCGUAUCUAAUUUGAAGCUAUUUUUCGCUCGCAUCAAAGCUCUACAAGCGGAAGGCGCACGACCCAUCACUGACGACGAAUCGCUCUGCACGGCUUUCACGCGCCUUACUGAAAUGGUCUUCGGUGGACGACUACCCGCGCUACAUUUUGGUCUUGGCGGCUCCAGCACGACUGGGGUUCUACUUGUAGUUGAUGCCAAUGCUACUGGCUGGUGCGGUGUGUGUUUCCGUAUUGAAUCUACCCGCUAUGAUUCCUCGACUUAUUCGGAUACGGCUGAUGACCAAGGAGACCAAUUAUUCCACGAGGCUACUUCUGAGAUUGUGCUAGCUCUACGAGCCCUGCCUCACCCAGGUUUCUCCGACAACUGCUUUCGUCUCUUACCUCUCAAAAUUAUGGCUGGAUCCUGGUUCCCUACCAUCAUCGUAUCCGAUAACGCCAACUCUGGCCGACACUGGAGCAACAUCGAUUCCGACUUUGGUGGGAAAUGGAUGCGCCUUAUUGAACUCUACCAAAGAUCGGACUACCACAACUCGCUGACCAUUUUGCACGUUUACUAUGCGAAGGUCCUGCACUAG